This is a messenger RNA of Penicillium atrosanguineum, 942 nucleotides long. RefSeq lists its product as uncharacterized. The record is from RefSeq and is a predicted model, not a curated record. The transcript has a single exon. Bases 1 to 942 code for a protein of 313 amino acids. Lineage: Eukaryota; Fungi; Ascomycota; Eurotiomycetes; Eurotiales; Aspergillaceae.
AUGCCUUUCAAUAUUACUAUCACAUCCUUCAAUCCAUUCCGCCUGUUCAGGCGUACAAACCACAAAGAAAUUGAGCUCAAAGACAACUGGGCUUUUCGGAAGCUGCAAAGCGAGAAUGUUAAACUUCACAGAGUUUUGAAGGAAGCCAACAACACUCUUGUGGAACAAGAGAAGCUACUUGCAGAGUACGAUUGUCUUCUUGCACAUUUUCAAGCUCGGGAAAUCGAUCUGAAAGUUAGGCCAUUUCGCACUGACCAUUCUAUCCCAAUGCCCCUUAACUCAUUCAGCCUCAAAUUUACUUUAGAAUCAUGCUGGAUUGAAAGCCACUGGUUCUGUAUGAACCAUGAUAUCCUGUGCCUCUAUGAAGGAGAAGUUCAUUGGAAACAUGGAAACCCCGGCUUGGCAUUUGAUCAUGUCGCCGAUUCCAUCACGACCAGCUCAUUCCAUCACGAUCUAUACCUUGCCAGCUGCCAGAAACUGCGCUGCCAGGUCUUUAUUGCCGCCCUCUUGCAUACUUUUAAAAGAUACGAAGAGUCCAACCGGCUGAUUGAUAAUAUCCUGAAACUUAUCGCUACUGGUCAUAUGGAAGCUGGUCAGCGUGACGGCUUGUUCAACAAGCCAACCUCCAAGGACAUUUAUGGCAUUGCCCACUAUGUUCAAGGAAAGAAUCUGAAGGAGCUUGGCAUAAUUUCUGAAGCUUACCUUUCGUUUUCACGAGCACUGGAAGUUCCUCACUACCAUGAUAAGGCGCGGAACUUCCAGGAACAACUCAUCGUGUAUGAAACCGGUAAGGUUGCAGAUGCUUGCUCCGAUAGGGCAUCCAGUAGGGCCUCUUUUCGUACUAUCUACAGCCAACAAGGAUUUGCAAGCUCCAAAUCUGGCUUCGGCUCCAUCUCUAACCAAGUUGACGAUUAUAAUCGUUUCAACGAUACAAAUUGGUAA